GAAGUCUAGUAAUUAUGCAAUUUGUAAAUUAAUUAGAGAGAGAGAGGGGGGAGGGGGGGGGGGAGAGACACUGAGACUGAUGGAUUACCAGUUGAAAGUAGUAACAGGUUUUCUGGUUGUUAAUUGCUGCUAGUAUUUGUAUCAGAAAUUAUUAUGCGAAGCUGUAGCUAGAAAUAAUUAAGGCAUGCAUACAUGUCUGAGUCUGAGAUGGAGGGGUGGAGGAAAAACGUAUGGUCAUGGUGGAAAAAGAAAACCGCACAUAUACUGUCAUCUUCUUCAAAGCCUUGGCGGGUUAUGGGGCCAUUCAUUAUGAUUCUGGGGAUAGUGAUGGUAGUGCUAUUGGUUGGUUCCAAAGGUCGUAACUGGGAUUUCGCUGCAUCAAAUUACCAUCAUCAUCCUUGGGCGGCGUGGAACUGGCCGCCUUCUAAUUCUGUGAUUACCGAUUCAAAUUUUUCUGCUGAUGCUACUUCAGCCUUGAGCUCAAACGUUGUCGUUCAAGAUCCUACCACGCUUUCAGUUUCACCACCAAAAGAUGGCGGAGCAGCUGCAACAAUGCGUGCUACUGAUGAUCAUUUUGGUGAUCAUCACCCACGAACUCCUUCGGGAAGCGGUGGCGGAACAAAUAAUAGUGAGCUAGAGGCAGCUGCACUUUUGUCUCGUGACCACAUUUUCAGCCACUCUGGUUCAUUACCACCACAGCUUGGUGUUCAUGUUGGAGAAACAAAUAAUCAACCAGCAGAAACAGAAAAGGAACUCGAUAUUACCAAGAAUAGGACCACGAUUUCUUCUGUCAAUGGAACUCACACCCCACCAGGGCCACCACUGAAUGCGAGCCUAAACAAUAGGUCUAGCAAGUUAGGGAGGCUUGAAGCAAGGAUGUGGCAGGCUCUAUUGGAGAUUGGAGGAGCUUAUACCAACGGAAAUCAGUCGUCAUAUGAUCCUGACUACGUACCGACAGGCCCCAUGUACUGGAACGCCAAUGCCUUCCAUAGGAGCUACUUGGAAAUGGAAAGGCAGUUCAAGGUGUAUGUGUACAAAUAAGGGGAGCCUCCUAUUUUUCACAAUGGUCCUUGUAAAAGCAUUUAUUAGCUAUGGAGGGGAAUUUUAUUCAUCAAAUGGAGAUGACCAAGUUUAGGACCAGGGACCCAAAUAAAGCACAUGUUUACUUCCUUCCAAUGAGUGUGACAGCAAUCGUCCACUUCAUAUAUGAAAGCAAAUUGAGGGAUCAUUGGAAACCAAUGAAACGCACAGUCAGCGAUUAUGUGGAUCUUGUUUCUGGAAAAUACCCUUACUGGAAUCGAAGCCUUGGAGCAGAUCAUUUCAUCCUUGCUUGCCAUGAUUGGGUAAAUUUGAGAUGAACCAUAUAUGAAAUUUUCUUUUCCAUUUGCUUGGCUCGAGAACCAGCUCGAGAACCAGCCCAUCAUCCCUUUGUAUUGUCUCAAAUCUGGAAACUUCAAAUAGUUAAAAGCUUGAUUGCACGUUGCAGGGGCCUGA
Coffea arabica (coffee) is the source of this 1494-nucleotide messenger RNA. Lineage: Eukaryota; Viridiplantae; Streptophyta; Magnoliopsida; Gentianales; Rubiaceae. The record is from RefSeq and is a predicted model, not a curated record.